AGAAAAAAAAAAUCACAUUUUUGAAAAUUACAGAUAGAGAGAGCUCGACGACCUAAAACCCUAAAUCUCGGAUCCGCCAUGAGAGGAGCUCUCUUCAGAAAUGCAUCUCUCUGCGCUCGCAGACUUCUCCUUUCUCCUCGAAUCAACACUCAUCAACCCUCCUCCUCCUCCAAUGCUCGUUUCGUCGCUCCGAUCGCCACUCCGUUUCCCCCCAGAUUAUUCUCCUCCGAAUCCGAUUCCUCCGGCGAGAACCCUCCUCCUCCUCCGGAGUCUUCUUCUCCGAUUGAAUCCUCCAACAAGAAAGAUCUCGCUGUAGAAGACGUAGGAAACAAAGAGCUUAAGGCCCGUAUAGAGAAGUACUUCAACGAAGGAAACGAAGACGCUUUACCCGGAAUCAUCGAAGCUCUUCUCCAGAGAAGGCUUGCUGACAAGCACGCGGACACGGAUGACGAAGUGAUGGACUCGCUCCAGAACCAGCCUUUCAAAGACGAUGUGAAAGACGAAGACUUUGAAUCUGAUUUCGAGGAAGCUCACUCUACUGACGACGAGCUCGAGGAUCUGUAUAAUUCCCCUGAGUAUGUGAAGAAGAAGAUGCAGAACAAUGAGUUCUUUAAUAUGGAUGAGAAGAAGUGGGAUGUCAUUGUUAGAGAUGGGAUUAGGCAUGGGAUUUUGAAGGAUACUAAGGAGUGUGAAGAGAUUCUUGAGGAUAUGCUUCACUGGGACAAGCUUCUUCCUGAUGACUUGAAGAAGAAAGUUGAAGCGAAGUUUAAUGAGCUCGGAGACAUGUGUGAAAGGGGUGAAAUCGAGCCUGAAGCAGCUUAUGAGCUGUUUAAGGAAUUCGAAGAUGAGAUGGUGAUUCAAUAUGGGGAUCAAAUGGAAGCUGCGGGACCUCCCAAGUUUGAUGAAACGGAUCCUUCCUAUAGCAACACCAACUUGGAUGACCCUCCCGGUAAAGGUCCAAUCCUUAGGUGGCAGUCAAGGAUUGUUUUUGCUCCUGGAGGCGAUGCUUGGCAUCCAAAGAACAGGAAAGUUAAACUGUCUGUUACAGUGAAAGAGCUCGGACUCUCUAAGCAUCAGGCUCGUAGGCUACGGGAGCUCGUUGGAAAAAGAUAUGAUUCAGGGAAAGACGAGCUUACAAUCACAAGCGAGAGGUUUGAACACCGAGAGGAAAACAGGAAAGACUGCUUGCGGACGCUAUACGGGUUGAUAGAGGAAGCUGCGAAGGCUAACAAGAUUGCUGAGGACAUAAGAACUGCUUAUGUGAAACAGAGGCUCCAAGCUAAUCCAGCUUUUAUGCAGAAACUACAAGCCAAGAUCAUGAGGUCUAAAGAAUCAAAUCCCAUCAACGCAUAAUGAAACCUCUUCCUGGUUCGUGCUUUUGUUCUCGUUUCACCAAAGAAUCGAAGUUGAUCGUCUCUUUUUGGACCAUCAGUUGAUCCGGUUAUGGGAUCCAUAAAGAAUUGAUGACAACUUGAUAUUUGUUUUGGUUUUGCUUCUCCUCUUCUCAUGAAACUUAGUCGUGUUGUUGAGGGCUAUUAGGACCAUGAGACACUCAACAUUUAACGUUAUGAAUCUCCUCCCCUGAAAUUUGGGUUUCAAUAUGGGAUUUGGAUCGGUUUAUCCGGUUUAGAAAGAAAGUGACUACAGAAAAAACAAAAGAUAGUUGUUCUAUGCAUCA
Molecule: messenger RNA, 1678 nt
Organism: Brassica oleracea var. oleracea
Lineage: Eukaryota; Viridiplantae; Streptophyta; Magnoliopsida; Brassicales; Brassicaceae
Exons: 4
Coding region: 79-1353 (424 amino acids)
Biological process (GO): mitochondrial translation
Cellular component (GO): mitochondrial small ribosomal subunit
Molecular function (GO): structural constituent of ribosome
Source: RefSeq, a predicted model, not a curated record